GACCUGGGUACACAAGUGGCCUGGCAGAGCUGCGGGUGGGCGACCGGGCCAUGAACCUAGGAGAUGGCUUAAAGCUUGAAACUGAAUUACUGGAUGGAAAAACCAAGCUGAUACUGUCUCCAUAUGAACAUAAAUCAAAAGUUUCUGUGAAGAUGGGAAAUAAGAUCAAGAUUGCAAAAUGUCCUUUAAGAAUAAAACAGACUGGACACAUUCUAAGAUCAACACAGAAUUCUUACACUGGGAGUGAAAACGUUUUUCAAAAGAAGUUAAUCAGUUCAGAAUCUUCACAGGCAAGAUCUGAGAAAAGCAGAUUACCGUUUUCACCGUCUCAGGGUUCAUGUCAGCAGCAUGCAGAAAAAGACUGUCUUCAUUUCCCGAAAGAGUCUUCACCUGCAGCCUCUACCGUCCAGAAGAUUAUAAACACCGCAGAUAAAUGCCGAGUGGCUCAACAGAAGCCUUGCAAAACACACGUCAGCGAAAACAUGAACAGCAGCGUGGUGUGUCUAACCCAAGACCAACUACAGCAGAUUUUGAUGAGUGUGAGCCAAGGAAGUGGAUCUGUGUCCCUAGCUGAAAAUGGAACGGAGGAGAAAGCAAGCCAAGACAGUUUCCAGUUGAUCAGUGCCCCUAGCCAGCUGAAGGGUGUGAAUGCCACAGGGUCACUGCAGAAGACGGAGGCCGUCUCACCUGUCUCAGAUGAAGGGAAGUGUGUCCUCAGUAGAGCUCAAGAGGCCCUUCAGCAGUGUGAGCAGAAAAUGGCCAUAGAGAGUGAGUGGAAGCCAGCUGACAUAUUCAGUACUCUGGGGGAACGGGAGCGCGAUAGAAGCUUGUUGGAAGCCAGAAGAGUGCAGUGGAAGAAAGAGCUGGAUGAACAGGUUGCCUUAAAAAAGAAAGAAAAAGAAGCUUCUCAAAAAUGGAAUGAUCCUUGGACAAAAUCUGAACUAGAAUGUGAGAAACUUCACAUCCUUGACCAGGCUAAGGAUGAGGAACAUGACAGAUGGGCAGUGCACUUUGAUUCCUUAAAGACCCAUGCUGGCUCUCAAUCUCAGCUGUCCUGUCAGCGGACACACCAACCCCUGGAGUCCUGUUGUGUCUCUCCUGACACUCAGGAGCUGGCUGAUGUCCACAGUGUUUACACACCUUCACUUGCCAUCCAGCUGGAACCUUCAGAAGAACAGAGAGCCAAACCUGUUACGGAUAUGAGUGUGUCAUACAGUCAGAAAACAAACUUUCUCCGUUCUAUGACUGCGCUCUUGGACCCAGCACAGAUUGAGGAGCGGGAAAAACGCCGGCACAAACAAUUAGAGCAUCAGAAAGCAAUCAUGGCUCAGGUAGAAGAGAACCGCAGGAAGAAGCAACAGGAAGAAGAACAAAGAAAGAAGGAAGAGCAGGAAGAGGAGCAGCGCUUGGCUCGGGAACGGGAGGAGAUGCAGAGGCAAUACGAAGAGGACAUUCUGAAGCAGAAACAGAAAGAAGAAAUCAUGACUCUAAAGACAAAUCAGCUGUUCCACACCAUGCAGCGCGCUCAGGAGUUGGCGCAGAGACUGAAACAGGAGCAGAGGAUCCGAGAACUGACUCAGAAAGGACAUGACACAUCCAGGCUGAUUAAAAAUCUUGGCACAAUAGUGGAUUAUAAGGCGUGCACUACCAUUUCCAGUUCAGGAAGAGAUGCUGAGGAGGCUGCUGAAGAAACCCGUGCAGCUACCCCUUCCACAAACUCUCCCAGGACGGACAUUGGCGUGCAGACAGAUGACUUAAAUUUAGGAAUUUUCAACAAUGAGCUACAACACUGUGGAUCAUUAACAGAAAGGGGCACUAGAAACUUUUCUUCUCCAGAGAUUUCUACAGAAUUUAAUGGACAUACUAGCACUAAAAAAGACAAGCAAGAACUAAGUAUUGCUAAAGGCACUAAUUUAGACAAAGAAACCAGCUGGCAUAAUGGCCAGUGUAAUCAGUACAGAAGAACAGAGAAACAAACAAAACAUAGUAUGAAGAAAUGUCCUAAAAAGCCCGCUUGGAAUAUAAACAAGCCUCUGAAAAGGUAUGUCCCUGCAUCAGCAAGGUACCCCAUCCAUCUCCAAAAGGAGAAAGAAGAAAAAAAGUUAAGAAGGCAGAUGGAGCUGCUUCACUUACUAGAGAGAAAUAACCCUGAGAACCUCUCCCAAAAUAGAGGCCCUUCCCCACAAGUUCUUGCGCCAUCUCAUCGAGAAACUGAGUCAGAGAACAGGUUGCAGCUAAUCAAAAAGGCAGAAGAACCUCUGAAAACUUCAGAUAUUAAAGAAUGGUUCCAGUUAUCAGCAAUAAAGAGUAGAACUCAGCAAACUCAGACUGAUUCAGUACACUCGCCAUUAAAAAAUAGUGACUAUGAAAAAACGAACCUGGCCUUAGGAGACGGUCAAACUCAGCUAUCAGAGGAGAUGUCUGAGACAACUCACUUUAUUCCCUAUGUUCGAACAAAUGAGAUCUAUUAUCUUGAUCCGGAUGCACCUUUGUCUAGGCCAUCAACCCAAGAGAACCAAUACCAAAAAUCUCAUGAUUGUGACCAACAAGAGCUAUUUAACUCUGACCAUAUCAGGGAUCCACUUCUUAAUCCUAAAUUGGUGAAAAACAGGGAUCGACAGCAAGCUAUCCUUAAGGGGCUUUCAGAACUAAGACAGGGUCUUCUCCAGAAACAAAAGGAGCUGGAAACGAAUCUCAUACCCUUAACUGCAAACCAAGAAGAUAAUUUUAGUUCUUCAUUUUAAAUAUGCUUACCACUCAACUGCAUUUUCCAAGCACCCAAUGAAAAACUUCACAUUAUGUAAGAAAAUGCUGUAUUUUUUAAAGACAAUAAAACAACUUAUAGUUUUAAAAAAAUGAUCUCUGUCAUACUAAGACGUAAACUUACUUUCUACUUACCAUACUAGAGAGUCUAGAGACCUCUGACCUGUCAGCAGUGAGGGCGUGAGAAGUACUAUUAUUAACACACUGAGGAUAAACUCUUACUCAAAGCAUUCAAAUUCAUUUCAGAAUCCUGUGGUUUUCUUUUCUAUAAAUUUUGUUUUCAUUGUAUUAAAAGUGGAGAUGCCCCAGUUGUCACAAUAUAGAUUUAUUAACAGUAAGCAAGUGAUGUAAGUUAUAGAAGGGCUUGAAAUUUAUCUCCAUCAUACAAUUUUUGUAUAGAUUUAGUAUAGCACUAAGGUACGUAACUAGUUCUAAUUAAGACCACCUCAAAGAUCUGUUCCAAAUUAUCCAAUACCAUUGAAAACAGAAACUCCAUCUUAAAAAGUUCAUUUGACUAUAGAUCACACGACAGUAUUUAUCAAGGAUCUCAAAAGACUGACAAAAAUUUAAGUGAAGCUAAAUUUUUACACAGCUAAACCUGAACAUUGAGAAAAUGCUACUUGGUAUUGUAGACAUAGGUUUGCUAAAUUGCAAUUGCACUGUUACAUAUAGCUUGAGGUACUGAGCCAAAAUCCUAUAAAUAUUGACACUGCUGGCUUAUACCUGUGUAAAAACACUAUACAAAAGCUUUAAUCAAAAUAAAUAAUUGACAUUUCAGCAAAGUUAUCAUCUGACAUUAAAGAAAAUCAUUUCUAUUUACCAUUCUUUUAUAAACAUCAAAUUUUACAUAUAAAACAGACUUCAUUUUGAAGCCCAAGUACAGGUAACAAAUGUGAAACUGGAAGGUGCCAACAUGAGAUAAUUUGAUUACAGAAUGUCCAAAAAAGGUAUUUAUUUCAUUUUUCAGAUGCUUCGAAUGUUACAGGUCAUCAUGAUUUAAGUAUAUGGGAAGGAAAAAAAUUUCUUAAGUUAGGAAACUUGAAAAACAUCAAUUCACUUUUCAGAAACUGAAAAAAGUCCACAGCCUUUUUUUUUUUUUUGAGUUAUUGUA
Molecule: messenger RNA, 3874 nt
Organism: Microtus oregoni (creeping vole)
Lineage: Eukaryota; Metazoa; Chordata; Mammalia; Rodentia; Cricetidae
Gene: Ccdc66
Product: coiled-coil domain containing 66
Exons: 17
Coding region: 51-2744 (897 amino acids)
Biological process (GO): cilium assembly
Cellular component (GO): cilium; microtubule; photoreceptor inner segment
Molecular function (GO): microtubule binding
Source: RefSeq, a predicted model, not a curated record